CGUCGUUGUUAAGGCGACAUCGCGCUGAAUCAACGGUCAAGUGGUAUCAGCUUCUCUUGCUUCUCGCUAGCCACUCCUACCCCAUAAACCCCGUUCCACACUCCUCGAUGACAAACGUAUGUGAUUUUGUACUUUGGAUCAUGCAAUAUAAGUACUAGAAUGUAGUAGCUCAGAAAUAAUCUGAGAUCUUUUUUUCUAUAAUGGGAGGAUGAAUAUAUAAAUGAUAGCGCGCAGUUUCUUUUCUUUUUGUUUCGUCAAUUGUCAAUUUCACCCACAAACACACCCCCUGUUGCGACGUUCCUGAUCAAAACUCACUCGCUGAAACAAAAAAUUAGAAAGUCAGGCAUUCAGAUGACAUUCCGACAGGUCCUGCACGCUGACGGGCUCUUAAUCUCUUCAUUUACGUUAUCUUGAAGUACAUACGUCGGGGUAUUACGCUCUCUUUCCUCAAACCCCGAAUCCAACUCUUCGCUUUAGAUGCCACCCUUGAUUCUUACAUUCAUCUCUCUUCAUCCUCCUGUUUCUCACAACAUCUAAGAAUGUGCAUCCGCCAUAUCCAGCCCUUUCCUUCCCCUCGUUGUCAAUCCCAAUUCGUUCCCUUGCAACUCACACACCCACCCAGACAUGUUGCCCUGAAGGAAAUAGAUUUUUGUCCAGGAUACGAUGUAUCGAACUAUUUGACAUGCCCAAAAGGAUUAGAGGAAGUUGUUUGGGAGAUAUGGCCAAUGAAGCAAGCUUGUUGCGAUUGUGAAAUGGAAUUGGGAGAAGGGAUAGGAAGAUUGAGUUUGUGAUUAUGGGAGUAGGAGAGUGGUGUUUUGGGGGUGAGGGAUAGCGAGUUCGAGUCUGUCAAGCUUGUGCAUCGCCGAUUCAACCGCGCUAUCUCCUUCCUUCCUUUCCCCAGUUUCUCUUCAUAUUAUCGAGUGAUAGUACGCCAUGUGUAGGUCAACUUUGUGCUAUAGUAUGAAAUUUCUCACGAUGAAAGGAUGCAGGAGGUUGGACUGAGUUUUUUUGUAAUGCGACACUUUUAAAAAGGGAUCAUGGUUUGAUUGUUUCCACAUUUUUAUACGAAAUCAACUCUGCUGGAACAGAAUUGUUGAUCUUGAUCUUUACAUCAUGUGGGUUUUUAUGGUUUGGGGAAUGACUUCGUUUGGAGUUUGAUAGGGAAGCGAGAUUGGUAAUACUGGUGCGAUAUAAACAGACGGGUAUGAAGUAAUGGCAGGGCAGGCGUAAUGGACAUAGCUAAUCGACCUUGAACUUUAUUACUUCUUG
Molecule: messenger RNA, 1269 nt
Organism: Botrytis porri
Lineage: Eukaryota; Fungi; Ascomycota; Leotiomycetes; Helotiales; Sclerotiniaceae
Exons: 3
Coding region: 540-791 (83 amino acids)
Source: RefSeq, a predicted model, not a curated record